GUUAGAGAGAGAGAGUGAGAGAGUGUUUGGGUGUUUCUGCUUGUCUCCAAUAUCUCUCUCUUCAACUUUCAUCUUCAUUUACAGAAACAAACACUACACUCAGAUUAUAAUAGUUCUGAAAAUUGAUUAAAAAUCUUGGGUUGGCCCUGACUGCAAUAUAAUAAUGCCAGUACAGAUUGUGAGUUGUUUUUUGUCCAUCUGUUACGCUUUUCUUGGAUGACUCUCUCCAGCCUCGAAAUCUCGUCGUUUUCUGCUUCUUCUCAACUUCUGUCACUGUUUCCUGCUCUUUCUUUUCUCUCACUCUGUUUCACAUAUAAACAAAACAAAACAAAACACUCACUUCAGCCAUUUCUGUUUCUCUGGGUCUCUCUCUUCCUCAUUUCAACUUUUCCCGCUCAUUCAACAUUAUGAAUAUCAAAAUGGUGUAUUGAAUUUCUCUCAUUUUCUUGAAGAAAGAUGAAUACCAGAGUCCGCGCCAAUCUUCAGACCAUGAAAGCUGCUUCAAAUAAUGAUAAAAAGGAGAAGAUGGAGACUCAGAGGAAGAACAGAGUGAUGGGUUCUGAGAGAACUGGAAUCAAUCGACGUAAAUCAAAUAGAGAAAGAAAAGUGGCCUUACUGCAAGAUGUUGAUAAGCUGAAGAAGAAGCUCAGGCAUGAAGAAAAUGUUCAUAGAGCUUUGGAGAGAGCUUUCACAAGACCAUUAGGAGCUUUGCCUCGUCUUCCUCCUUAUCUUCCUCCAUAUACAUUAGAACUUCUGGCUGAAGUAGCUGUUUUAGAAGAGGAGGUUGUUAGGCUUGAAGAACAAGUUGUGAAUUUUAGACAAGGUCUAUACCAGCAAGCUGUGUAUCUAUCUUCAAAGAGGAAUGUGGAAAAUUUGAGUGAGUCUCCAAUUGAGCAGACCACCCCAAUUAGAAGUUCUAAGCAUCAGAGAUCAAAAUCUAUGUCACAUAAUGAGUUCACAUCAGCAAUAUCAGCCACCAGGCUUAGUCAACCUUCUCUUGGUAGAAGUGCUUCUAGUCGAAAGCUACUGUCCACUGAUAUCGUCUCCGGGAAUUGCUCAAGUAGGCAAGUCAUUAAUGGAAAACAAAUCACCAGGAAGCCCAUUUCAUCCUGCACACCUAUUUUAGAAGAUGUGAGAGGGAAAGAGAAUCAGUUGUGUACUAAUGUGGUGAGGGAUAAGCAAUCACCUGACAAGAAAAUUGCCAAAACUGUAUCCACACCAGUGAAGAAAACUCCCACUAAACAUGAAUCCAUGCCGAAGUGUUUGGAUCCUUUGAAGUUAGAGCUAGAGUGCAGAUUAGUAGACCAGGAAAAGGCACAUGAGAGUCCGUCCCGUUCUUCAGAUGAUAGGACAAUGGAGACAGAUAACACUCCGAAUAAAGUAUCUGAGGAGAUUGUGAAGUGCUUGUCUAGCAUUUUUGUGAGGAUGAGCACUUUAAAGGAUAAAGUAGAGGAAUUGGAGAAUGGAGAGACGGGGUUUCGAGAUCCUUAUGAGAUUGGUUUAGAAUCGAGAAAAAUAGAUGUUAGUCCCUAUCAACAUCUGAGUUCAAUUGGUAUUGGUUCAAUUGAUCUCAACAGAACAGCAAGUGCAUUGAUGCUGAUACACAGACUAAAGUUUCUACUUGGAAAGCUUGCUUCUGUGAACCUAGAGGGUCUAACCCAUCAAGAGAAGCUUGCAUUUUGGAUCAACACUUACAAUUCCUGCAUGAUGAAGGCUUUUCUAGAGCAUGGGAUACCUGAGACUCCUGAAAUGGUUGUAGCACUAAUGCAAAAGGCAACAAUAGCUGUUGGGGGACAUUCUCUGAAUCCAAUUACAAUUGAGCAUUUCAUUUUGAGAUUGCCUUAUCACUUAAAAUUUACAUGCCCAAAAGCUGCGAAAAAUGAUGAGAUGAAAGCUCGCAGCAUAUUUGGAUUAGAGUGGUCUGAACCCUUGGUUACAUUUGCACUUUCUUGUGGAAGCUGGUCCUCUCCUGCUGUGAGGGUGUACUCUGCAACUCAUGUCGAAGAUGAGUUAGAAGCAGCGAAAAGGGACUAUUUACAGGCAGCAGUUGGAAUUUCAAGUGCAAACAAGUUGAUAAUCCCCAAGCUAUUGGAUUGGUAUCUACUUGACUUUGCAAAGGAUUUGGAAUCAUUGGUUGAUUGGAUUUGCAUGCAGCUACCAAAUGAAUUGAGAAAUGAGGCAGUUAAAAGCCUUGAAAGAAGGGGAAGAGAGCCUUUUUCACAGUUGGUGCAAAUAAUGCCAUACAAUUUCAGCUUCAGGCUGCUCUUACAGCGAUGAGACAUUUUAUCUCUUUUUUUUUUCCUUUGAUUCUUUAGUUUGCAUAGUAAACAUUGGAUAUGGUGGGUUUGUAUAUCGAUAUAGUAAACAAUGUGCAGGUACAUAUAUGCAAGAACUUGUGGGAAGAUUGGUUUUCUCCCACAUUGGUUUUGACUCUUUGUUCACUAAAACUGGGGGGAAGAAUUUGAAGAUGGCAGAUCUUAGUCACUAAAUCUGUCUUUCUUUUUGUUAAUUUUUUCAAGCUCAGUGAACCAUAAUUGUUGAGUGGUUCAAGAAUGUGGGUGCCAUUCUUUGUGGUCACCAAUUUUUAUUUGAUUAGAAAAAUGUAUCAACAAACAAAAAGUCAUUUGUAAAUUUAAAAGGAAAAAAAAAAGUGAACUACUGAUGCAGACGAAA
Molecule: messenger RNA, 2673 nt
Organism: Rosa rugosa (rugosa rose)
Lineage: Eukaryota; Viridiplantae; Streptophyta; Magnoliopsida; Rosales; Rosaceae
Exons: 11
Coding region: 457-2277 (606 amino acids)
Source: RefSeq, a predicted model, not a curated record